AAGUUUGUGCCUUUUAAAACAGUGAUUAAGUUGCUCUUACCUCUAAAAAGGAAAAAGAAAAAGAAAGCAGAGGCCCCUCCGCCCACACCCAGGAGUUCUAACUUGUUUUGGAGAGCAGAAAUGAGGUCAAUAUGUUACUCAACUUGUCCAUGAGUCAUGCUCGGGCGAAAGUCUCUACUCCUGGAAUCUCAGGUGUCAAAGUUUGGAUUUCAUAUAGUGCCUGAAAGAAGGGCUAUAUCCAAAAUGUAUGAAAAUAUAGUAAGUAGCCGUUUGGCCAUAGAUUCCAAAUAUUUUUCACUUUAUUAGGAAUUUAUGAAGUUGGAGUUCUAUUUGAUUGUACUUUUUGCAAAGAAGAGAAAGGAGCACCUUAUUUGGAAUUUAUGAAGAUGCAAUUGGAAAACAGUUUUGCAGCACUUCUCCAUAUUAGGCUGCUUUAUAUUCCUGGAGCAGUAAUAGCUGGGGCAUUAGGAGUGUUAGUAGACACGGUGAUGAUCAUAGUAAUUGCGACUUGCAAAUUCCCUUACAUGCUUUUUAAGGGGUGGAGUCGUUUGUUUCACGACUGUAUCGGUGGACAAGGCCCCUUUUUAGAGACAAUCUGUGUGCCAUUUGCUGGUCUUGCUAUCUUACUCUGGCCAUUGGCUGUUGUUGGGGCACUCCUUGGCUCAAUGUUAUCAAGUAUCUUCCUUGGUGCUUAUGCAGGAGUUAUCGUGUAUCAGGAAGAAUCGUUUUGGUUGGGACUUUGCUAUAUUGUUGCUUCCUUGUCCAUAUAUGACGAAUAUAGCAAUGAUGUUCUUGACAUGCCAGAAGGGUCCUGCUUUCCUAGGCCACAGUACCGAAAGAAGACUAUGUCAAGGGCCAGCUCUCGUUCAGCUUCUCUUUCCAGGCCAAACUCUUCCAGGAAAAGUACAAACUCCAUCAGCGCUCCUAUGCUCGAGUUGAAGCCCCUCGAGCUUGCUGAUGGCUUCUUCGAGGACUGUCGUAAUUAUGGGGAAAUCAUGGUAUCAAAAGAUGUAAUUACACUAAAAGACAUUGAAGAUGCAAAGUCUAAUAAAGAUUGUGGUCAGGUCAUUACCAUUGGUUUACCUGCCUAUUGCAUCCUUCAGACCCUUAUACGAUCUGCCCAAGCAAACAGUACAGGUCUUUUGCUAACUGACAAUGUUACCGAAAUAACUAGUACAAACAGGCCCGCAGAUGCCUUCUACGAAUGGUUUCUCAAUCCGGUCUUGAUCAUCAAAGACCAGAUUAGAGCUGAAAAUCUUUCUGAAAGUGAAGAGGAAUACAUUGGCAAAUUGGUUCUGUUAAGUGGUGAUCCUGAGAGGUUGAAGAACUCAAAUAUCGGAUCACCACCAGAAUCUGAUCUGAGGCGAGCGGAGUUUGAUGCAUUAGCUCGAAGGCUUCGAGGCAUCACCAAAUCGAUAUCUAGGUAUCCAACAUUUAGGCGCCGUUUUGAUGGUAGCAUCAGGAUUAUUUUAGAAGAACUGGCCAAGAAGAAUGGUCAUAGCAGAAAAUCGGAAGAUUUAGAACCUCUCAACCUUUCCAGGUCAAAAAGCAUGUUUGCUCGUGUGUUUGGCCAGAAAUCUGUCAGGACCAGAACAAACAAGAAUGAAUUUGAUCAAGUGGCUUAGCCAGUAGCUAUUUAGUUACAUUUACCAUAAAUUAUAUAUCGCCUCAGUUUCAUUAUUAUUUCCUUGUUAUCUUGAUGGGAUUUGAUUGAAAAUAUCAGUUAUGAAUAGAAAAGGAUGUUUUUUCU
Molecule: messenger RNA, 1750 nt
Organism: Lycium ferocissimum
Lineage: Eukaryota; Viridiplantae; Streptophyta; Magnoliopsida; Solanales; Solanaceae
Exons: 7
Coding region: 381-1625 (414 amino acids)
Source: RefSeq, a predicted model, not a curated record